AUGUUUUGGACUGGUGCUCACGUCGGCUUCUCGGUCAUGGCCUCUGCCUCGGGGAAGGUCUACCCCCUCCUCGGCCGGCCGCAAGACUCUUUGUCGACAAAACGUCACAAGAUUGCGUAUCCAGAGUAUCUCGGCGUAACGUUUGAUGCUUCCACCACCAACCUGAGCUAUUCCAUCCCCGCGGCGGGUGGAGAAUCCUCGGUACUAGUUACGCUCUCGUUCCUGUCACCUAUCACACCCUCCUCGACGAUGAGACAGGCCAUUCCGGCGGGGUACAUGACUGUUUUUGUUGCGGGGUGCGACGACUUGGAUUUGUACACGGAUGUGAAUGGGGAGUGGGUGACGGGGAACAGGGAUAAUACUUUGCGGUGGGAGAUGUUUGAAUCUCCUCCCGGGGAAGAAAAGGGGACAAAAAAUGGGACAAAGACAGGAAUAAAAACUUGGAAGGUGAGGAGGGAGAGGGAGGAGCUGCUGACCGAGUUUGGGGAUCGGGCCGAGUGGGGGACUUUGCACUUUUCUGCCCCGGGAGGGGAGAACGGGGUGAGGUAUCAGAGUGGGACUAGUGCUUUGCUGAGGGGGUUGUUUGCGGAGAGGGGGGAGCUGAGGGAUGAGGUGGAUGGGGAGUUCAGGAGGGUGAUGGAGGAUGAGCCGGUUUUUGCUUUUUCAAAGGGGUUCAAGUUGGCUGAUGGGGGGAAGGGGAAGGAAAAGUGUGAGAAAAGGGAGGAGAGCGUGAGGUUUACGUGGGCGCUGGUGCAGGAUCCGGUUGUGCAGUUUGCUAGUGCUAGGGGGUUGACGAUGAUGAGGCCGCUUUGGCAGAGUUUUUUUACCGAUGCGGAUGAAUUAGUGGGUUGGCAUUUUGAUGACUUUGAGACUGCAGCAAAACUGGCGGGGGAGUAUUCGGAUGCGUUGGCACGGGAUGCGUAUGAGUCUGGGUCGAGGGAGUAUCAGGAUAUUGCUGCGCUGAGCGCGAGGCAGGUGCUGGGGGCGACGCAGUUUUCGGGGACGCCCGAGGACCCGAUUUUGUUUUUGAAGGAGAUUUCGAGCAAUGGGAAUUUCCAGACGGUGGAUGUGAUCUUCCCGGCCUUUCCGUUCUUCCUGUAUACCAACCCGAGGUGGUUGGCGUAUCUGCUGGAGCCGCUGCUGGAGCACCAGCUGAGCGGGCAGUAUCCAAACGACUAUUCGAUGCAUGAUCUGGGGGCGCAUUUUCCGAACGCGACGGGGCAUCCGGAUGGGAGGGAUGAGUAUAUGCCUGUGGAGGAGUGUGGGAAUAUGUUGAUUAUGGGGUUGGCGUUGGCGAAUGCGCUGAGGUAUGAUACUGAUCCUGCGUUUGGUUACUUGGUCAGGGAGUCGCUUAUUCCGCAUAAUCAGCUUUGCACGGAUGACUUUGCGGGGUGGUUGGCGAACCAGACGAACUUGGCGCUGAAGGGGAUUAUUGGGAUUAAAGCCAUGAGCGAGAUUGCGGAUAUUGUGGGCGAAAAGGAGGAUGCAAAGUUUUAUCGGGAGACGGCGGGGGAGUAUAUUGAGAAGUGGCAGGAGUAUGGCAUCUCGAGGGAUGGGACCCAUGCCAAGCUGGCGUACACUUGGUAUGGAUCGUGGACGACUAUUUACAACCUGUAUGCGGACUCGCUGUUGUGUUUCCAUGUUUCGGACAAGAACAAAUCUUCGGUGACAGGAGGGAGAAAGAGUGGGAAGCAGCCGAGGAUGGAAAGUCAGAUACCACUUGGACAACAGGCUUACCGGUCUGAAAAAGAUGGGAACGUCUUUAUCCCUGACAAGGUCUACCAGAUGCAGAGCGAUUGGUAUCAUGCGGUUCUGCAAAAGUAUGGGCUGCCGUUGGAUUCGAGGCACUUGUAUACGAAGAGUGACUGGGAGUUUUUUGCGGCGGCGGUGACGGGACGGAAGACGAGGACGGAGAUUCUGACGAGUGUGGCCAGGUGGGUGAAUGAGACUGAGACUGAUCGUCCUUUUACGGACUUGUAUGAUACAGAGGGCAAUGGAGGGUUCCCGGGGAUUUGGUUCAUGGCGAGACCGGUGGUUGGGGGGCACUUUGCCUUCUUGGCACUGGAGAGGGCAUGCGGAGGCAAGGCUGUGGAGGCAUUGAAGUUUUUGGAUAAGAGGGAGCCUGGGGAGGUUGAUGUUGAGUUGGUGCUGAUGAGGGAUCUUUCUACUGGUGAGCAGUAUGAUGAUGAGGGGUGGGAGGACCUUUGA
Molecule: messenger RNA, 2208 nt
Organism: Podospora anserina S mat+
Lineage: Eukaryota; Fungi; Ascomycota; Sordariomycetes; Sordariales; Podosporaceae
Exons: 4
Coding region: 1-2208 (735 amino acids)
Source: RefSeq, a predicted model, not a curated record